This is a messenger RNA of Aspergillus novofumigatus IBT 16806, 1896 nucleotides long. Its product is annotated as mitofusin complex protein UGO1. The transcript has 2 exons. Lineage: Eukaryota; Fungi; Ascomycota; Eurotiomycetes; Eurotiales; Aspergillaceae. The record is from RefSeq and is a predicted model, not a curated record. The coding region runs from base 91 to 1587 and encodes 498 amino acids.
CCCGGCUCUGGGCAAAAGGAUUUACCCACCACUUAUCUUACAUAGCUAAUAUUCCGAGCUAUAUCCACUGAUUGAUAUAAAUCCGCCAUAAUGAACUCCUCCCGUGAAGGGCCCAAUCCUCUACGCCCGUACUAUGUCCCUCCGUCGUUUGGCCUUGAAGCUUCCAACGCCUCAUCGUCUUCACAUACCGCGGCUCCGUCUUCCGCACAGGUCUUCGGAAGCUCCGCUCGCGACCUGCUACCGGAUCUGGACUAUUCAGAGUACCUGGAGAGCUCUCCCUCACUAUCAGAAUGGAUUCGAGAAGCAAUGGAUGCGGCGAUUUGGCGCUACACCAGCGUGCUGACUGCCCAGCCAUUUGACGUUGCCAAAACCAUCCUACAGGCGUAUGUGGUGCCCGACUCGCAAGGUGGACAACGGCCUGCGGAUGAACGCAGGAGGUCAGGUCGGAUGGACUCCUUCGAUGAGAGUGAUGAAGGCUCCCAAACUUCAGAUGACGAGAGCAGUUACUUUACCUCUGCAGCUCCCAUGGCCACAUCGCCAACAGCCGCACGGAGCCGAAAGUCUCGACGCCAUAUCACAGACCGCAGCGGCUAUAUACCAGCUCCGCCGUCCUCGACCAAGUAUAGCCUUACAAUCAAGAACCCCUCGUCGUUGAUGGAGGUCCUCUCACAACUGUGGACCACCAGUGGCCCAACCUCGCCAUGGAAGGCGACCAACGCGACCUUUAUCUACUCUCUACUCCUUCCGACGUUGAACACCUUUAUACGCAGUCUCUUGUCUGCCAUUGUGGGAUUACCAGAAGAGGAUAUUGCGUCAUCCAUGACAGCCGAUAUUCUGACGUCGACAUCACCUUUUGCAACAUUGGUGCUCUCCUUUAUUUCUUCGUCGCUGUCCGCCAUGCUGUUGUCCCCCAUUGACACCGCUCGCACCUUCCUCAUCCUCACCCCAGCGACUCAUGGGCCGCGUUCGCUCCUCCGAGCGAUUCGACAGCUCCCCACCUCCAACUGCAUGAUCCCUUCCCACCUGAUCCCUAUCACCAUCCUGCACUCGAGUCUACCCAAUUUUAUCACAACUACUACGCCGCUGUUUUUCAAGACCUACCUAUCGAUCGACCCAGUUCUGAAUCCCUCCAUGUGGAACCUUCUUGCUUUCCUGGGAUCCGGCCUAGAGCUUGCUGUCCGAUUUCCAUUGGAGACUGUCCUGCGUCGUGCACAGAUUGCCACGUACACAUCGUCCAGUAUCCGGCAGAAGUAUGCCGCCACCUCUCGUUCGAACACGUCCGCUGCCACUGAGGAGGCAUCUACGGUCGAGACCAUCGUCCCCGUUCCUCAGACCUACCGUGGCAUUGUAGGAACGAUGUGGGGCAUAGUCUAUGAAGAGGGUGUCAGCGCGCCCUCUUCCGAUGCUGAGCGGGUUCUCGGGAAGCCCAUCUCUUCCAGGAAACGCCAGGGACAGGGCAUCGGCGGCCUCUAUCGGGGCUGGAGAAUCGGUAUGUGGGGUAUCGCCGGUAUUUGGGGCGCCGGCCUGUUAGGCUCCAUCGGAGGCGGAGGGGAUGAGGAAGUGAUAGUUAGUGGUGGCCGCUUCUGAUCACCCUUGGGUCUUGAAGCUUGAGAAAAUAUGCACCCUGUUCAAUUCCUUCACUAACUCCCGCUCCUUUACCCUUUACCCUUUACCCUACUUAUCGAAACCGUUCUCUACUCCACAUUUGGAGGGCUUCCUCUACACUCACUCCUCUCUUUUGCGAUCUUUUCUCGCCAUGUACUAGUUAUUCUGCGUUCGGAGCCAGGGCAGGAGUGGAUGGCGUUGCGCCCGUUAGCGAUUCCGGUUGAUUCAUGUACGUAUGUAUGUUGUAUGUAGAUAAUACCCAUUUUCCAAGGAGGCGAAGUCUGGAAGCUC